Molecule: messenger RNA, 597 nt
Organism: Heterostelium album PN500
Lineage: Eukaryota; Evosea; Eumycetozoa; Acytosteliales; Acytosteliaceae
Exons: 2
Coding region: 1-597 (198 amino acids)
Source: RefSeq, a predicted model, not a curated record
AUGUCAACAAAUAACAAUACAUGUAGAUUUGUAAAUCUUCCACAUAUUAUAUUAUUUAGAAUAAUAAAAGAAAUUGAAAAUGAUAUAGAUAGAGUUUGUUUUAGUUUAGUUUGUAAGCGAUGGUUUGAUCAACGACAUAGCUAUCUCUCGUUUAACUGUCAAGAUUUAAUGAUCUAUCAGUCCCAUAUGAUUAAGAAUGUUCAAAGUAAUCAAUUCUUUACAUUGAAAUCAUACAUAAAUCUAUUCCAAUCAGGACUUGAUCAAAUACCCGAUCAUGCAUUCAUUAUACCUGAAAGUAGACUUAAACACCCGAUGCCUGUUAUCUAUAGUCAUUUCUCUAUUGUAAUUGAUUUGGUUAUUAAUUAUUAUCAAAUACUCUUUAGAUUAUGUAAACAACUUGAAUCAGUUAGUACAUAUCAAUUACCAUUGAAUCUCGAUAUAUUACCUUUGAAUAUAAAGGAAAUCAUAUCGUACUAUCCGAUGAAAGAAUGUGUAUUACCAUUGGCAUUGGAAAGAUUAGAAUUCAAUUUGAAGUAUGGUGGUGCAGUUGACAUUGAUUUUUCAUUGCUACCCGAUCACUCAGUGCUCUAUAUUUAA